AUGCACAGCCAAUCCAACCAGUUCGUGCCCUCUGUGGUAUUCUUUUGCCCACAGAGCAAAGCUCCAACAGAGGCGUACCUCGAGCAACUACAGAAGUACAUUGUCGAAAAUCCUUUCUUACAUCCCUUCGCAGAGGCCAUCACGUCGCUGAAAGACACAUGGAGCACACUUUGCGAAGGCUAUGCGGACAUUGCGAAACUCAAGUCAGGCGAACGACAUGCCGUUAGCCUGGAGCGAUGGAUCACCGACGGUAUAGCUGGGCCUGUAUCCAGCUCCAUGUCUGGGAUUCUGGCUUUGCCGCUAUUAGUCGUCAUUCAGAUUUGUCAAUACUUCCAGUUGCUGGAGUUGCACGAUCUCACACAUGAGCAAAUGCUAUCAAGUCUGAAGAACGGCGGGGGUGCGCAGGGAUACUGUGGAGGUCUUCCUACAGCAUUCGCUAUUUCCUGCGCCAAAGACGAAAAAGAAGUGGUCCGUCUUGCCACUAAGGCUUUACGCCUAGCCUUUGCGGUGGGAUCAUUUGGUGAACUUGGCGACGACGAGUCGAUAGAGGGAGCUACGACAAUUGCGGGUAUUCCUGGGGGUUUGCAAGUGACUGAUAUUCACAUCCGCGGUAAAGUACACAAUCCGGAGAACGCGCCUCUAGUCCAAGUGCUAUUUGAUAUAUGUCGGGAGCAUGAUGAGAUGCAGUUGCCGGAUGCGAGUCAGCUUCGAGUUCCCGUGCGAUCGAACUUGAACGGCAAGCUGCUGAUCGACUGUUCGCUGACACACGAGGCGAUCAACACCAUUCUUGCCUCUCGGUGCGAGUGGUAUCGACUUUUGAAGGAGGUUGCGCAAGACCUAGCGGGAAGCGGUACUGACUGCCAUACAUUCGCUUUGUUUGGAAUCGGUGACCCUGUCCCGCUGAUGCCGUUCCACAAUGCUCGCUUGCGGGUAUCGAAGGUGGAAGCCCACACCGCUAUUCAAGAAGCCAGGCUGGCUGAAUACAAGUACCCGGAUGAUGCCAUCGCAGUCACUGGAGUUUCAUGCCGACUCCCACAAGCAAACGACCUCGAAGAAUUAUGGCAACUUCUCGCCGCUGGCACGUCGACUUGCGAAGAAAUCCGCCAUGACAGGGUACCCAUGCAUGAGAGCUUUCGUGCUCUGCGGAAUGACAAGGGGAAGCAGAAGUGGUUCGGCAACUUCAUCGAUGGAGUCGACGAGUUUGAUUGGGCUUUCUUCCGUUCUAAUGCUAAGGAGGCUGCUAGCAUGGACCCUCAACAGCGAAUUUUGUUGGAAUUGACGUUCCAAGCUCUGGAUUCCGCAGGGUAUCUCCGCAGACAUGUUCGCGAGAAUGGAGACAGGGUCGGCUGUUUCAUCGGAGCGAGUUUUAUCGAGUACACGGACAAUACUGGUGCUCACCCACCAACUGCAUAUACGGCAACGGGCACUAUUCGAGCAUUCCUGUGUGGGAGACUCAGCUACCACUAUGGAUGGACUGGACCGGCGGAAGUCAUUGACACUGCAUGCUCGUCUUCACUCGUCGCUAUCAAUCGCGCCUGCCAAUCUAUCUGGUCUGGCGAGUGCCCAAUGGCUGUUGCUGGAGGAAUCAAUAUCAUAUCUGGCAUCCACAAUUACUUAAACCUUGGAAAGGCUGGUUUUCUCAGCCCGACCGGUCAAUGUAAGCCAUUCGACCAAUCGGCGGAUGGAUACUGCCGAGGCGAUGGUGCUGGGAUGGUCGUGUUGAAGCCCUUGAGACAGGCUUUAGCAGAUGGCGACCAAGUAUUAGGUGUCAUACCGGGGUCAUCCACAAAUCAAGGCGGUCUGUCUUCGACUAUAACAGUUACUCAUCCACCAGCUCAAGUUGAUCUGUAUCAAUCAAUUCUCAAGAGAGCUGGGAUGAGCCCAAAUCAUGUGUCAUACGUCGAAGCUCACGGGACCGGUACACAAGCAGGUGAUCCUCUUGAGGUUAGCAGCAUCAGGGACGUGUUUGGUGGAUCAGAGCGUCCUAAUAAGAUGUAUCUCGGUUCCAUCAAAGCCAACACUGGUCACGCAGAGUCGGCAGCAGGGGUCGCCGGACUGCUCAAGGUUAUCGCCAUGUUACAAAAGAAAGCAAUCCCGCCCCACGCCUCAUUCGAUUCCUUGAAUGCGAAGAUACCCUCUUUGUAUCCAGAUAAGAUUGUGAUCGCAAAGAAUCUGGAACCUUGGGAGGUACCCUUCAGGGCUGCCUGGGUCAACAACUAUGGGGCGGCGGGAAGUAACGCGUCGCUCGUUGUUUGCGAAGGACCUCAGAAAGACAUUGGCAAAGCACAAGCUCGUUUGUGUGCGGACACUGCGUAUCCCAUCAUACUAUCAGCCCACUCAGUCGAGAGUCUCAAGGCCUUCGCAAAAUCGCUGGGUUCUUACGUGAGUAAAGGGGAUCUGGACCUCGCAAGCCUUGCUUAUACACUCUCUGAGCGGCGAAAGCGACAUCCUGUGGCAUGGAUGACUACAGUCUCCGAGAUCGCGAGCCUCCAGGCCAAACUCUCUGCGGAUAUUUCACCAUGCAACAUAACCGCAUCAUCCAAACGUGUGGUGCUUGCAUUCUCCGGUCAGAAUAAGCAAACUGUUGGCCUUUCGGGUUCGUUCUUCGGAGAGCUGACAGCGUUGGCCGUGUCAGGUGUGCUCUCUAUCGAAGAUGCGCUCAAGCUCGUGGCUACUCGAGCCCAACUCAUGGUAACUAAAUGGGGUCCAGAGAGAGGUACCAUGCUUGCGAUCUUCGCGUCAGUCUCCAUUGUCACACGCAUUGUUGAGACUGUUGGGAGCAACUCUUUGGAGAUUGCUUGCUUCAAUGGCCCCAACAAUCAGGUUGUAGUAGGAACCAAGACUGCAGUGGCGAACGUAGAGAAGUUGUUGGCUACUGGCCCCUCGUUCAAGGGUAUCAAAAGUCAGAGAGUUGAUGUCACUCACGGAUUCCAUUCUGUUUUCACUGAGCCACUCAGGGACGAUUUCGCCAGAUUCUUGGGAUCAUUGACCUUUAUGUCGACUUCAAUUCCAAUCGAGCCGUGCACACAGGUACAUACUAGUUCAAUCACUGUUGAGCAUGUUGUAUCGCAUCUCCGACAACCGGUCUACUUCGUAGACGCUGUUAGGCGAAUAGAGGAGCGCCUAGGAGGAUGCGUCUGGCUCGAAGCAGGAUUCGACUCGUUUAUCGUUCCGAUGAUCAAACGUGCGACUACCAGAUCGGAGAUGCAUUCAUUCCACGGCAUCAAGACAGCUGGGGCUGAUCAACCUACCGAGAUUCUCUCUCAAUGCACCAUCGAUCUCUGGAAGGAAGGGAUCGACAUCACCCCAUGGCCUUUCAUAUCUCCAUCCGAUGCUGGUGUGGAGCCAAUCUGGCUGCCGCCUUAUCAGUUCCAGAAGACCAAAGCUUGGCUAGAGAACAUUGAUAGAGCUGCUGAGCUCCAACGGAAUUUGGCUACUCUCACCUCACGAGAGCCCGAGGUCGCUCCUCUUCGUAUUCCUGUUCGCCUACUACAUCACGCGGGGUCUACUGGUCGUACGGAAAAGUUUGUCAUCAACAGUUCGGCGAGUCGUUUCCGUGAGGUCAUCAGUGGCCAUGCAGUCAGAGGCCGGCCGCUUUGUCCCGCUUCCAUGUAUAUGGAAUGCGUAGCUAUGUCGGCGCAGCUUCUGGGUGCAGAUUACGGUUCCAGGUCAUUGGUAUUCAAGGACUUGUCAUUUGAAUCGCCAUUAGGUGUCAAUCCGGACCGCUACGUGAACCUGAACCUGGAGGAAACAGUCAAGAACAGUUGGAAAUUCAUCGUUUCGAGCUCCCCCGGUCCGGGAAGUAGCUCAACUCGUGCGACUGUUCAUGGCAGAGGCCAAAUGCUUCUGGUUGAGAACUCUCAAUUUUCGACAUACAAGCGACUUAUAGCUGGCCGACUUGACUCAAUUCGAUCGAGUCCCAGUUCGGAGAAGCUCAACGGUGGACGGGCUUACAAGCUUUUCUCAAAAGUUGUUGAUUACGCCGAUUUCUUCCAUGGGAUCAAGAGCAUCGUUAUUGAUAAGAAUGAAGCCCUGGCUGAUAUUCGCAUGCCAGACAGUCAUCUUGGAAGGGAGGAGAGUACCGCAACAAAACAUUGUGACACUAUGUCCAUCGAUUCGUUUAUUCAAGUCUCCGGUUUGCUUAUCAACAGCAGUAAAGCUUGCCCUCAAGGUCAGGUCUUUGUAGCUUCGGGUGUCGAAAGCAUUACGAUGUCAAGGCUUUGCGACUUCGACACUUGCAGGGAAUGGAACGUGUACGCGAUUUUCAGUCUCAUAGAUGAUGUGCAUGCGACUGGCGAUGUCUUUGUUCUCACCAAAGACGGCGAGGUAGCCAUGACAGCCAUUGGCGCUAAAUUCCAUCGUCUGGAGAUAACUAAGCUUGAGCGAACGCUGGAUGCGGCGAAUGGAUCCAAAAUGAAUUCGAAAGAGGCUUCACGUCCUUCUCUUCCCGGCCCCAUUUCGUCUUUCCAGAGCUCCAUGUCAACUUCCGUCAAAAGUGCUCUGGAGCUGACGCCCGACAACGAUUCUGGUUUUUCUAGCGCUUCUUCUGUAGCUGAAGACGAAUCUGACGACAGAGAGGUACCACUGAAGGCAAUGAUCUCUACGUACACUGGCGCACCGGCCGAUUUCAUUUCCUCGAACACCUGCCUUGGUGACCUCGGUAUUGAUUCACUCGCGUCGGUCGAACUAUCCGAUGAGAUAAAUGAGCGCUUUGGGAGAUUGGUCUCGCCCGGCGAGCUUCUGACGAUGACUUAUGGUGCAUUGAGCCAAAUGAUGUCUCCUGAUGUCGCUAAAGUCAGCCAAAAGCCCAUCAUGCCAUCCAGGAAGCAGGCGGCAACAACGUCACCACCAGCUUCUGAGAUGGUUGAGAACAGUUCGCAAUUUGGCCAGAGCAAAAAUGCAGUUGCUGAACAAAUGGAAAAAGACUCAGUCAUUGAUACCCGACGUGCCAAGUUGUUUGAUCUCAUGUCGGAGCUCUGCGGUGUGGACGUCAGUCAUAUUCAGGAACACCAAUCUCUCCAGGACCUUGGAUUUGAUUCCCUUUCUACAACAGAACUUGGAUCAAGUAUAUCCGACGAGUUCAAUGUCGAUAUUGACAGCAUCGACACUCUCCUCGACCUUUCCGUCAAAGAACUCAUGCAGCUAGUUGGAAUUGGUACACGGAAUCCGAGCUACGAGCUCUCAAAGCCGCUAAUCUCACCAGUGACUGUGACACCCACAUGCGGCAUUGACCAACCCGCAGGGAUUACGGAUCCAUUCGAAGCUCUGCUGGCAGCAGAGUCUUCCCUCCAGGACUAUGCAACGUCUUGUCAUUUCACGGGAUAUCUCACGAAGGUAGCUGCUCGUCAAGACGAGUUACUACUUGCAUAUCUCGUUGAAGGGUUUCAAAAGUUAGGAAUCGAUCUCAGGGCCAUCGGGACAGACCAGAAUAUCCCCGAUUUUGCCUAUCUUCCGAAGCACGUCAAGGUGGUGCAGAGAUACUUCGAGAUCCUCCAGAAGCAUAACAUUAUCAAGGAAAAAGACCUCGGCUAUGUCCGAUCAUCUGGUUCAUGCGUUUUCCCACCUUCAUCCCAGCUCUUGCGUAACCUUGUCGCCGAUUAUCCCCAAUACAGCUGUGAGGCUGAACUUAUGGCUCUCACCGGUCCGAAGAUUGCAGAGUGCCUGACGGGUACCGAAGACCCCGUCAAACUCCUGUUUGGUACCAGCAAGUCGCAAGAAGUCGUUGGAAACUUCUACACCAAAGCUCCUAUGUUUGCCACACUGACCGAAGUUCUUGUCAAUUUCGUGGUUCGUUUAUUGAGCAAGGCAAACGGACCCGUCCGUAUCCUCGAGGUCGGAGCCGGCAUGGGGGGAACUACUAAGCGACUUGGUGAGGCACUGAGCACUCUCGGUCAUCCGAUUGAGUAUUUCUUCACAGACAUAUCCUCAACACUUGUCCGUAAUGCAUCUAAGAAGUUUAAGUAUCCGUGGAUGCAGUUCAAGACGGUCAAUCUGGAGAUUGAACCCCCCACAGACAUGAUUGGUAGAUUCGACGUCGUCAUCAGCACAAAUUGCGUCCAUGCGACGGUCAACAGGACUGAUACUUGCCGUCGCAUUAAACAGAUGCUGAACUCGAACGGUCUGUUGGUGCUCUCGGAGAUAACUACUAUCUUUGACUGGCACGAGGCUGUCUUUGGAUUGUUAGAGGGCUGGUGGUUAGCAAAUGAUGCUUCACAUGCUAUUCAGCCUCCAAACGUGUGGAUGGACUUCAUGCAUCAAGCUGGAUUCCCCAGUGCUACCUACUCUCAGAGUACAGUACCGGACUGCAACCUUCAACGACUUCUUAUAGCCUCUGCACAGCAACAACCGGAGCUGCCUCGUCAGGAAGAACAGCCAACGGCUGGUGUCAAGACAGUUGUUUACAAAUCUGUCGAUGGAGUUGAGAUUGAAGCGGAUGUUUACUUGCCGAACCGGCCGCCAGCCAGUUUGAUGCCUGUAGCAUUGAUGAUCCAUGGAGGUGGGCACAUGACACUGUCACGCAAAGCAGUCAGACCCUUGCAGACGAAGUUCCUGCUUUCGCACAACAUUCUUCCCGUCAGUGUGGACUACCGCUUGGUUCCCGAGGUCAACGUCAUAGAAGGGCCAUUUUCAGACGUUCGAGAUGCUUACUUUUGGAUCCAGACGAAGCUAUCUGCGAUCACAUCCAAACUUGGCAUUUCAAUCGACACAAGUCGCGUUGUCUCGAUUGGUUGGUCCACUGGCGCCCAUCUCGCUAUGAGCCUUGCUUGGACGACCAGAGAGCUGAAGAUCAAACCACCAGCUGCCAUAUUGGGUUUCUAUGGGCCAACUGACUUUGAAUCUGGGGCACUGGAGAAACAUCACGGAGAAAAGCACUCAGGAGAGUUUCCUGUCCGCAGAAUGCGACUGGAGAACAUUAUGCAGUCUUUGCCACGUAUACCUGUGACAAACUAUGGCACCAUGGUGGAUACUAGCCAACUGGGCUGGAUUAAGCCUGGCGAUCCACGCUCAGAGCUCAUCUUUGCAGUACUUAAGGAAGGUAUCGGACUCAAUGUCCUACUCUAUGGUCUUUCUCACGAGGCUUUGGCGCGAAAGCCCGAUCCAGCGCUAGUUAAAGCGAUCAGUCCCAUGGCGCACGUACGAGACGGUUCUUAUGAAGUUCCCACGUUCAUCAUCCAUGGGUUGGAGGAUGAGAUCGUCCCGUUCAAGCCGGCCGAGUCAUUCAUAAAGGCGUUGAAAAAGUCUGGGGUCGAGUGUGGUAUCUUGUCUGUUCCGGGUGUAAAACACAUUCAUGAUUUGCAUUUAAAGCCUGGCUGCAAGGAGUGGAGGGAUCAAGUAGAACCGGGGUAUCGUUUUCUUUUCGAGAUUUUGGACGUUUCAAUUUGA
Molecule: messenger RNA, 7383 nt
Organism: Parastagonospora nodorum SN15
Lineage: Eukaryota; Fungi; Ascomycota; Dothideomycetes; Pleosporales; Phaeosphaeriaceae
Exons: 7
Coding region: 1-7383 (2460 amino acids)
Biological process (GO): proteolysis; secondary metabolite biosynthetic process; fatty acid biosynthetic process
Molecular function (GO): fatty acid synthase activity; serine-type peptidase activity; phosphopantetheine binding
Source: RefSeq, a predicted model, not a curated record